CUUGGUAGCGAUGUGCAACUUCUGUUUCCUGGCUCCCUGCCCCGAUGUGAAUUUUUUCCCAAAACUGUGGAUGUUCAGUUAACAUUCGAGUUUAUGCAAUCACUAUUGCAGAUAUAUUAUUUUCUCCUCGUUCAAUAUUCGCGAACAAGAGGGAUAAAAUGAUAUCUGCGGCAGUGAGUGACUGCUAAAACGCGAUGCACUCUCUCCCGGUUGGGGAUCGCGAAACUCCAGCACCCAGCGAGUGUCUAGACUGUCUAGUAUUAUUAUACUUUCAGUGGUCCCAUUGGUGUGUUUCUCUCUCUCUCUGCUGACUCCGCUCCAGCACUCUCCAGAGUACUCUGCAAUCCUAGCCUUCUCUUUACACUUUUGUUAUCGGGUCUUUUCUCUGGCAUUACUGCAGCCGAUAACCCCUCGAGGCCGAGGCCUCGUUCCGCAUCGCGACGUCCGCAGCAUCGUAUUUAUACACGACUGUGACUCCAGCUGAUCCGCGCGCGAGGGCGAGAUGUCGUUGAUCAGGACGUUGUGGAGGUGCACGUUUAGUCCGCGGCUUUUUAAGAUUUACGAGGUAACGUGGGCCGGUCUGGUUGACAAAUCGUACGAGGCGAGGAGCUUGGAGCGAUGGGGCGAUCAAAUCGUGAUCUCCUUUGCGGCGAUAUGGUCGAUAAGCCUCUACGCCGUACCAGUCAUCGCCAUGAUCGCCAUGUAUCAUCGUGGCUAUUCCCUGACAGAUAACGCUUCGUACCUGAGCAAGUGGGCUGCCAGCGCCGGUGCGAUUCUCGUCGCCUCGUUGGCCGCACGCGGUUACUCCAGAGUCAACAAUCCACAGUAUGUGAAGUUCGUGGAGACCUUGAAUGAGGCCCACUUGCAUUACAAUGCGAGCGCAAAGCAGGAGCUUCACAAGUACGAUUUUGAAUUCUGGGCAUGGCCUGUGGAAUUUAAUGUGUCGAAAUUAAGUGACACAGCAGAUAAAUUGACACUAGAAAAAAUUGCAAAGGCUAGUGGGCGUCUCAGGCGACAAAGUGGCAAAGAAUUUUUAUUUGCUAUACCAUGUAAAUUACUUUCUUAUGUGGUAGCGCACACUUUCGCGGGUAAACUGAUUUAUCCUGGCAGCGUGUCUUUCGUCGGCUGGGCAUUCGGUUCUACACUGGCAAAGGGAAGGGCAGAUUUGAUAAAGCAGGGUGGAGAAAGAUAUAAGUUGAUGACUACCGAUAAAAAUCAAAUUGAUGCGAUGUUCGUUGAUCGACGGAACAAAAGUGCUAACGGCAAUAUGUUGGUCGUAAUCUGCGAAGGAAACUGUGGUUUUUAUGAGACAGGCAUGAUCUCCACUCCUCUGACCAAGGGCUAUUCGGUGCUGGGCUGGAAUCAUCCGGGUUUCGGCGGCAGUACCGGUGCGCCAUAUCCGGAGCAGGAGGAAAACGCAGUCGACUGUAUAAUGCGCUUUGCGAUCGAGCAUCUAAAGUUUCCCGAGGAGCGGAUCAUCCUGUACGGUUGGAGCAUCGGGGGCUACACCGCCACCUGGGCCGCUAUGAAUUAUCCCUCUAUCCACAGCUUGGUUUUAGACGCUACAUUCGAUGAUAUACUUCCGUUAGCUAUUAAAACAAUGUCACCGUCCCUAGAAGGUUUAGUCCGCAACAUAAUCAGAGAUUACUUCAAUUUAAAUAUAGCAGAACAAUUGAAUAGGUAUAACGGAACCGUAUUAUUAGUGAGAAGAACAGACGACGAGAUCCUCUGUAUACCUCAUAACAGUCUAGCUGGAAAUCGCGGCAAUAUGUUGCUGAUGAAAUUACUUCUUAGACGUUAUCCCCAUCUAUUUUCCGAAACCUCCGAGUCUGGGACAGUUCUAUCGAGGUUCUUAUCCGCCGAAGCGUCCGAUAGAACAUCGAUAUUGGAGUCGUUCAAUGUUGAGGAGAAACAUUGCCUACAAUUGAUAGCGUCUAAUAUACGAAGUGAUGAUGGAGUGAUAAAUUAUCCGAGCACUCUGGGGCAAAAUUGUAAUAUUAGGACAAAAUCACAGUUGAUUCUCUUCCUCGCAACAAUGUAUAUGCAGGAUCAGUCGACGUCACACUGUCUCCCACUGUCUGUCGAUCUCUUUCAUCCAGGUUGGGAUCCAGCAUCCGCCAUUGCUGUAGAAUAGCUUUCACAAUAAACUUAUAUUUUGAACAUCGGCACGAGCUUCCCAAGAGAUUCUUAUUCAUAAAGUACAUUAUGAACAAGUGAAAGCGAUAAUAAUAGUCCAAUUUCGUGUUAACUAGCACACAUACACACAAACGUUAUUUAUUCCAUAUUAAUCUAUAAUCAAUCUUACAAAUUUUUUUUUCGUGUAAAUGUUACACACUAGAUAUCAUUUUAUAAAUUUAUAAACAUUUUGUAGUUGAGUUGCAAUAGUUAUUUGCGUUUUUUAAAUUGAUUACACGCGUCGCAUAUCACCUAGUACUGCUUUGUAUAAAAUUCAUUUGUAUUACAAUAUACAUAUUAAAAAAAUUGAUUCUUAA
Molecule: messenger RNA, 2492 nt
Organism: Wasmannia auropunctata (little fire ant)
Lineage: Eukaryota; Metazoa; Arthropoda; Insecta; Hymenoptera; Formicidae
Product: abhydrolase domain-containing protein 16A
Exons: 11
Coding region: 503-2134 (543 amino acids)
Biological process (GO): phosphatidylserine catabolic process; monoacylglycerol catabolic process
Cellular component (GO): endomembrane system
Molecular function (GO): monoacylglycerol lipase activity; glycerophospholipase activity
Source: RefSeq, a predicted model, not a curated record